This is a messenger RNA of Rhipicephalus microplus (southern cattle tick), 3594 nucleotides long. RefSeq names its product Leucine zipper like transcription regulator 1 (gene Lztr1). Gene Ontology annotation, cellular component: Golgi apparatus. Lineage: Eukaryota; Metazoa; Arthropoda; Arachnida; Ixodida; Ixodidae. The record is from RefSeq and is a predicted model, not a curated record. Gene Ontology annotation, molecular function: protein binding.
UUUUCUGACAUGGCCAUUGCAAGGCCUCCAGGUUUGGACUUUGAUUACAACUGGCCAGAGAGUGCAGAAUGCCUUACACUGGAUUUUGGACCCUUUGAGACCGUACACCGAUGGCGUCAGAUGCCACACUGUGAUGAAUUUGUGGGAGCAAGGUCUCUACAUAUUUCAGUUAUUUUCAUGAACCUCAUCCAUGUCUGUGCAUUUAAUCCAUGGUUUGUACAGUGGCCAUUCCGGGCUCGCUUCACAGGGGGCUAUACUGGGGACAUCCACUCCAAUUCAAACCUGGCCAACAAGAAUGACCUGUUUGAGUACAAUUUUACGACUGGUCAGUGGACUGAAUGGAAGUUUGAAGGCCGCAUGCCAGUACCUCGAUCAGCCCAUGGAGCAGCAGUGUAUGAUAAUCGCCUCUGGAUCUUUGCCGGCUAUGAUGGCAAUGCACGUCUAAAUGAUAUGUGGUGCGUCUCCUUACUAGGUGACUCAAGGACCUGGGAAGAAGUACCGCAACGAGGUGACUGUCCACCAACAUGCUGCAACUUCCCCGUGGCUGUGGCUCGCGAUAGCAUGUUUGUCUUCUCUGGCCAGAGUGGUGCAAAGAUCACCAACAGCCUUUUCCAGUUCCACUUCAAGGACAAAUACUGGAGCAGGAUCUCUACUGAACAUAUCCUCCGUGGUGCACCUGCGCCACCCACUCGUCGUUAUGGGCACACCAUGGUUUCCUUUGACCGACACCUGUAUGUUUUCGGAGGAACUGCUGACAGCACUCUACCAAAUGACCUGCAUUGCUUUGACCUGGAUUCUCAGACAUGGUCCAUUAUUCAGCCAUCCCCGGAUAGUGAGGUUCCAUCAGGACGUCUAUUCCAUGCGGCUGCUGUGGUUGGGGAGGCCCAGUACAUAUUUGGUGGCACUGUGGACAAUAAUGUACGAAGUCGCGAGAUGUUCCGCUUCCAGUUCUCCUGUUACCCAAAAUGUACACUGCAUGACGACUUUGGUCGCCUACUCGAAACACAGCAGUUUUGUGACGUGCAGUUCCUCGUCGGUCUGGAAGAGGUGUCCAUUCUGGCACACGUGGCUUUUGUGGCGGCUCGGUCAACUUGGCUUCGUGACAAAAUCCGCCGGGCACGAGAGGCGCUGGUCAUAGCUGAGGCCGAGGCUGCUUUUGAUAGGUGGGGGAAGCGUCUAUUCACAGGAGCCACACUUCAGGUGCGGCUCCCGGAUGCUGUGCCUGAGGCAUUCGAACUUGUGCUUACUUACAUCUACACAGAUCGCAUUGAUCCCACCAAAAAAGUGAGCGAGCUUUCUUCAAGCCGGGACCCCAUGAGCGACCGCAUUGUUCUUCUUAUGAUGGAUGUCUACAGGCUGGCUGUUCAGUUCCACAUGAGGCGCUUGGAGCACCUGUGCGUCCAGUACCUCGAGGCAGCCAUCAACCAUCGCAAUGUCCUUGUUGCCUUGCAAAAUGCCUCUGACCUACGUCUGGACUUCAUCAAGGAGUUCUGCCUGAAGUUUAUUGUGAAGGAGAGCACCUACAACCAGAUUGUGAUGAGCAAGGAGUUCGAGACCAUUGCCCAGCCACUCAUGGUGGAGAUAAUACGACGCCGACAGAUGCCUGCUGUGCGAUCACUGCUUGAGCCAAUGUUCGAUUAUGCUGGCACAACAUUGGAGCAAGACAUGGAGAUUUUUCUGAAGGAGACGGGUCGUGAGUUUUGUGACAUUACACUGUUGCUUGAUGGCCACCCGAUUCCAUCUCACAAGUCGGUGCUUGUAGCUCGGUGCAGCUACUUCGAAGCUAUGUUCCGGUCGUUUAUGCCAGACCACAACACUGUUAAUAUUGCCAUUGGAGAGAUGAUUCCAUCCCUACAGUCCUUCAACACGCUGCUGAGGUAUAUCUACUAUGGUGACGUCAGUAUGCCCCCUGAAGAUUCUUGUUACCUUUUCUCGGCACCCUACUUCUAUGGCUUUACUAACAAUCGUCUACAAGCCUUCUGCAAGGAGAAUCUGGAGAUGAAUGUAACAUUUGAAAAUGUUAUUCAGAUUCUGGAAGCAGCUGACAGAAUACAGGCUACAGACAUGAAAAAGCAUGCCCUUAGCCUCAUUGUGCAUCACUAUCCGAAGGUUGCAAGACUGCCAAAGAUAAGGAGCCUUAGCAAAGACCUUCUGCUCGACAUACUGGAAGCGCUCGCAGAUGACAUGAGUGAUUCCAAGCUUUGUCAGGAUGUGUCAUCAGCGAGCCUGUGCAGUGAUUCUGCGGGAUCUGCAAGCUUAGUCUUAGAUCCAAGCCCUUACCAUGAAAGUGGCUGCAAAUGAACCUUAGUUAGAACAACUGUGGUACAAACACUCGCUUGGGCUCAUAGUGGCGGCAAACUAUACACCGACAUAGUGUGCCACUAAGGGGGCAGCAAGGUAGACUAGCAACUACUGGAAUAUGAAUGUCUACCCAUAACUGACGAACUUGUCAACUAGCGAAUUGCCCAAGCCACCUUGACACAGCGUAGAUUGGUGCCUUUAGUAAAGUGGUAGCAUCACCUGCGUCAGCUUUUGCUGUAGGUGCAAAGACUGCCUGACGCGACCACCAUUCCUUAUGUAUGGCAUAUCUCACUGUGCUGUUAUGCGAACGUGAAACAGCACCUGUCCUGUCGUUUCUUUCUCAUUCCACCUUUUUUUUUUUUUUUUCAGACUAUUUCUCUUCUUGAAGGCUUACCAGCAGGCUCAAGUUCAAUCCCGUUAUACUGAACAUAUUAUCUGCUACACUCUGCAACAUAUCAGUGAGCUGGGUCUCAGAAAGGACGGGCACAUAAAACCAUUAGAUCCACCCCUCAAGUGCUUUUGCUGAAAGGACAGCACGAUGUGGCAGCAAAGCGGAAUGCUUCUCUCAUCUCCGUGUCCCACCUUCAAAAGCAUGGCUUAAACACUAAGGCUGAUAUGUGUGUGUGACAGCAUUGGCUAUUAAGUAAGCUACAUAUAUACGAGAGAGAACAAGUGGUCUCUAUGGCAUUUACUUACAAGAAACAUGUUCCAAACACAUCAGGACUCCAGUUAAAUAAAGGUCAGUAUAUCUCAUCAAUAGUGACAUACCAUAUCAGGGUGUGUUGUAGGGCUCCAUCUAAUUUCUGGCUGACUAUUCUGUGCGAGCAUCUUUUGUAAAUGUUCGCAUGGAAGGAAGUCUUCUAAUUUGCAAAAUAUGAGCACUCCUGUCAAUUUAUCAUGCAUACCCUGGUGUCCAUCUUAGGAACAUGUCCGAAAUGUACCUAUUUGCAGAAGUGUCUGUGUUUCUUGAUAAAAGAUGGGUCCUGCAUUGAGCUGCAGAUUGGUAAUUGGAAGAUGGACAUGUUGUGAGUAUUUCGGCAUAUUUGCCCAGUGUGGCAGAAUAAAGUUCAUUUUAGCUGCUUAUUCUAUGGGCAAGUACUUGUACUGAGGUUGCUCAUGAAAUGUCUGUGUAAACUGAGCUAAAAACGGUGCAAUGAAAGGACUAGACUGUGAGAGGAUGAACUGCAUGAAUGAUAGUGUAUGCUGUUGGCCUUGUAUGAUGUUAAUGCGCACAUGUGCCCCAUGUAUAUAUCCAAGCAUUCGUGCUAUGAAUAAAUCAGUUGGAAGUGAGCA